UAUGCUCCGAUGACAUCACACGGUCAUUCUGCAGGCUGACAUGUGACACACAUGCACUCAGUGAGUGACACACACUGGGAGAGACACGGACAGGCCGACCAUCAGCUGCUGUACAGAGAUGGAGAUGUCGACAGCCGGUCCAGGGAUGUUAAGUCACCAGCAGCGCUCCAUGAAGAGAAGGCGGUGGGGAGGUCUGAGGCAGCAGUGGAAACUUCUGGGCCUGUUUGAGAUUGACCAACAGCAUGAGUUCUACAGCCUGACCUGCAUGAUGAAGGAGGGCUUGGCUGCAGCCAUCCAGAGCACCAUCGAUGACCCACCCGCAAAUGAACUGACAGAUGAAGAUUUCAGGUUGGAGGUCACUCAGAUCCAUAAGGACUUCACAAUGGAGACGUUUGCAGGGCCUGUGUUUGCCACGCUGCGUGGAUCUUUAGGAAUGACUGAGCAGGAGUAUCAGCAGUCACUCUGCUCUGAAAAUUGCUACCUCCAGUUCAUCAGCAACUCCAAGAGCAAAGCAGACUUCUUCCUCACGAAUGAUAAACGCUUCUUCUUAAAGACUCAGAACAAAAGGGAAAUUAAGUUCCUUCUGGGCAACCUGAAGAUCUACAUGGAGCACCUGAGGAAAUACCCACAUUCACUGGUGGUCAAGUUUUUAGGUGUUCACAGGAUCCAAAUCCCACAAAGACGAAAGAAGUUCUUCAUUGUCAUGCAAAGUGUGUUUUAUCCAGAUGAUCGCAUCAAUGCCAGGUAUGACAUUAAGGGCUGUGAGGUGAGUCGCUGGACAGAGCCUGCACCAGAGGGAAGCCACAUCAUCGUGGUUCUCAAAGACCUCAACUUCGAGGGCCAGUUCAUCACUCUGGACCAGCAGCGUUCCUGGCUCCUGCGACAGGUGGAAAUUGACACACACUUCCUUCGCCAGCUCAACGUGUUGGACUACAGCCUUCUCCUGGCUCAUCAGCCCCUACACCAUGACGAGCGCCACCAGGGCCUCUCCUUUGCUACGCUCAUCGUAAGAGCAAAAAAGUCUGUGAAUCCAGGCUCCAGUCCAAUCCAUAUGAAUGCAGCCACAGUUCCCGGAGCAGUCGUGGACGAGGACCCUGCCCUAUCCUUAUCUGAAACAGACAGCGGCUUAAAGACACCACACUCUCAAGCUGCAUCAAGGAGCAGCUCUCCUCGAACAUGUGCAAAGGAUGCUGGGCCAGCAAGCGCCGAGGCUGAGCUGCAAGACUUCCAAGCCCAAAACCGACGUUUGCUGCCAAACUUAAAGAAUCCUCUUCACAUCAUUGAUGGCCCCGAGCAGCGCUACUUUGUCGGCAUCAUUGACAUUUUCACAGUUUACAGUUUUAAGAAGAGGCUGGAGCAUUUGUGGAAGAGGUUGAGGCACCCCGGUCGGUCCUUCUCAACCGUCAGUCCACAGACUUACUGCCUCAGGCUGUGUCAGUGGGUGCAAGACCACACCAAGUAGAGCCUGAACAAGAGGUGGAAACUCAUUUCCACUUCUCACCUGCAAGUCCAAAUAACCAAAGUUCAAACGCAUGGCGUAAAGCACGUUUCCUCUCAAACCUUCUCAUCAUAAGAACUUCAGACAUUAAAUGUGGGCCUCACCUCUGAGCCUUUAGCAGAUACCAAAAUGAUUUUUGCACACACAUAAAUUAGAUUUUGUAGAAAAUGGAUGGAUGGCUGAUUACAAAACAAUGCAAUGAAACAGGCUGUACGCAAAUAGGAAUUUCAUUAUUUAUUUGAACAUUUUUUUGGAUUGGAUUACUUCUUUAUACUUCCUUAACCUGCCAAAUAGUUUUAAGACAAGUAUGCGUUUCAGCCCACUGUGUUCAAAUUUUAGAAUUAUAUUCUGGAUUUGACGCUUCAAGCUGAAUGUUUGGGGUAUCUUAGCUUGCUAUGACCAUGAGUCUGAGCCGAAAACUCUGUACUUGGGCCCACCCUAACGCAUAAGCUGCUUUAUUCUACAUUUUGACUCUGAGUGGGACCAUAAUUUACAGACUAAACACCAAGUUGUGUUCAAAAUGGCUUAAAUUGAGUGACUCUGACCACAAACACAUCAAGAAAGUGAUUAGAGAAGUCGUGAAUCCAAAACAACACAGGGUUAUUUUCUGAUUUCUCUUCUAUACAUUCAUACUUCUUUUUGCAACCAGAGGGUUUUAAAAGUAAUGCAGGUGUAAGGCCUUUAAUACACAGAGACUGUGAUGUCCUCUAUCCAGCUGUUAUUGUUUCUAUCCACUUCUUCUUCUGUUACUGCUAAUGCUACCUCAGAAAGACUAAUUUAAAUACAUGGGUGCAUUAAAGGGUUAAAUAAAUACUUGUUUUGUGUUUUGCAAACCAGUGAGUUUGUGAAGCAAAUAUAUUUGCAGCACAGGGAGCCUCAUUCCUCAAGAUCACAUACAUGUUCUAGCAUCAUGGAAAAAAGCUGACUUGCAAUCUUUUUUCUUUUUAAUAUAUUUUC
Molecule: messenger RNA, 2455 nt
Organism: Pundamilia nyererei
Lineage: Eukaryota; Metazoa; Chordata; Actinopteri; Cichliformes; Cichlidae
Gene: pip5kl1
Product: phosphatidylinositol-4-phosphate 5-kinase-like 1
Exons: 10
Coding region: 119-1462 (447 amino acids)
Biological process (GO): phosphatidylinositol phosphate biosynthetic process
Cellular component (GO): plasma membrane
Molecular function (GO): 1-phosphatidylinositol-4-phosphate 5-kinase activity
Source: RefSeq, a predicted model, not a curated record